Phycodurus eques (leafy seadragon) is the source of this 3776-nucleotide messenger RNA. RefSeq names its product BRCA1 associated RING domain 1 (gene bard1). The record is from RefSeq and is a predicted model, not a curated record. The coding region runs from base 79 to 2433 and encodes 784 amino acids. Gene Ontology annotation, molecular function: protein binding. NCBI's taxonomy places the organism in Eukaryota, Metazoa, Chordata, Actinopteri, Syngnathiformes, Syngnathidae. The transcript has 11 exons.
CAAACCAGGAAGUGAGUCGCUUCUUGCUAACGGUGGCGUUAUUUUUAAAACUGUGAACAAACAAUCGAUUUGACAAUAAUGGAUACGUGUGCUGGGGCGCAAACAAAGGACUGGAAGAAUACGAAAGAGGCGGUUGCCAACUUUCGACGACUGCUACUUUGUUCAAAAUGCUCGCAGUUACUGAAGGAUCCAGUUUGUCUCGGAACAUGUGAGCAUAUGCUGUGCAGGUCGUGUGCAGGCCCUCAGGCAGGUGAUGGCUGUGUGGUUUGUCAGAGCCCUUCCUGGGUGAAAGACAUCCAAAUCAACAGGCAGCUCAGCAGUAUCAUACAGCUUUUCUGUGGCUUGGAAUCUGUGUUGAAUCCUGAUGGACUGCCAGACUCCUCUGAAGUAAUACGGGCGCAAAAUGAGGGCCCCAUCUUAAAACACAAGAAGAACUUCAAGAUCUGGUUCAGCCCUCGCAGCCGUAAAGUGCGUUGCGUGGUGGAAAAAGCUCCAAAAGUCUGCAGACCUGAAACCAAGUCAUUGGAAAAAGCAGCUGAAACACAGCCUGAUGCUCCAACGGCUAAAGUCACUGACUUGAUGGUUUUCAACUUCACAUCAUCCUCUCAAGACUCUGGCUCCUCUUCUCCAACAUCCAGCAAUAACAACCAAAACAGGAAGAGAAGAACAAAUGUGAAGAAGAUUGGCAGCAGAAAGAAAACAAUGAAAAGAGCAACAAAGAAACAACGGAGACAAAUGGUGAAGAAGAAGCUUGAUGCUGUAAACAAGCAAUGGAGGAUUACAGAGGUGGAAAGUACCUCAGUGGAAUCGGAACACCUUGCUGCAGAAGUUGAAAGCAGGUCUAAAAAAAAGGUUUCCUUCCUCAGCCCUGAUGUGUUAUCUGACAUUCAGGAUCUCGGCUCUGUGUCAGGCAAUUGCUCAGAAGGUAGCAUCGCUGCACCCAUGAACCCAGCACUGCUUUGUCAGAAUGAGUCAGACGGUUUUCAUCAUGACACACUGCCCACCUCUGACUCUAUCCCAAAAAGGAACGCUAAAAAACAGGCCACCUUAUCUUCUCCACAGCAUUCCUCAAAACACCCAAGACUGGAUGGAGAGGCCGUUACCCUGGAGACCACACCGAAAAGGCCAACAGCCUCACCGAGCUGCUGUCGAAGGUCAUUGGGUCACUCGUCUCCUGCUGCCCUUAAUUCUUUGUCUUUGCCCAGCUUAAGGUGUAAAAAGACCACCCAUGAAGAUGGAGGAGAGAGUCCCUCCGUUCCAAUUAUUGUAGGUCGAAAAUCUACCUCUCCUCGUGCUUCUCUGGGACGCUGUAACUCGAGGAACCCAGCAGUUGUGAAGAAGAACCGCAAAGGAGAGACCUCGCUGCAUUUGGCUGCUAUAAAGGGGGAUGUAAAGGAUGUCAAGAAACUACUGGACCAGGGAGCUGACCCCAACCUGAAGGAUAAUGCAGGAUGGACACCUUUGCACGAAGCAUGUAACCUGGGUCAUCUGUUAGUAGUGGAGGCGCUAUUAUCAAGAGGGGCCCUGUUGAACACUCCUGGCUAUGAAAAUGACUCUCCACUUCAUGAUGCUGUACGAAACGGGCACAUAGCCGUCGUCAAAUUGCUGCUUCAGUUUGGAGCCUCACAGAGUGUGCUUAAUCUUCAUGGCAAGCGGCCUGCAGACUACGCUGUAAGUCAGGAGAUGCUGGAGGUCUUCCAGGAAGUGCCUGAGGAAGCCCAAAAUGCAAAUACAUCUAUCACCAGCCCGGCCAGUCUCUCUCUAGUGGGUAAUUGUGCGAAGCAAGAAGAAAUCGUUUUGUUUCUGUCGAGCAAGCUGUCACAAACAGACCAGCAUCAGUUUGCCAAGCUGAGCAGGCUUUUGGGGGGAAGGAUAACAGACUCCUUUACUUAUUCAGUGAGCCAUAUUGUGGUGCCAGAAGGACCCUUGCUGAGCACUUACUCAACCCUUCUUGGACUUCUUGCAGGCUGCUGGAUUGUCAAAUACAGCUGGGUGGAGGCAUGUCUGCAGGCAGGCAAGUGGAUGCCAGAAAACGAGCACGAAGCAGGAGAAGGCCCCCAGCGCAGUCGCAUCAACCGCUGCAGCUUGCUCCCACCACUCUUCGACGGCUGUUUCUUCUUCCUGUUGGGCUCCUUUAAGUCGCCUCCAAAAGAUAAACUGGCCAAACUACUCUGCGAUGGAGGAGGUCAACUCUUGAGUCGGCAACCCAAACCCGACAGUGAUGUGACUCAAACCCUCAGUGCUGCUGCCUACCACGCUUUGCCGGGAUCAGACCAGGCCCUCUGCACCCAAUACAUCAUCUUUGACCACCAGGGUCCUCACAAGCCUGCUGUGGUUCGGAGGGGCAAAGUGUGGUCUGCUCCCUCCACCUGGAUCAUCGACUGUAUAGUAGCUUUCCGACUCCUCCCUGUACCAAACCUUCAGUCCGUAUAAAGGUUUUUUAACACCAACUUUGGUAAUAUCCGCUUCUUAUCAUUGUCAUUUAAUUUCUGCCUCUUUUCAUUUGUUAUAAUCAUGUUAUAAUGUUAAUAUGAAAUUAUGGGUUCAUCGUGAAAUACUGAGUGAGUAAAUAAUGUAGGUCAGACUACAGUCCCAAUCUGAUAAUUUUCCCCCAAAAAUGCCACCCCCAUUGUAAAAUGCGAUAGCAUGAGGAAGUAUGGCAGUACUGUAUAUCCAAACUUUUGAUUGGUACUGGACUGAUAAGAUGUAGUUUGGAUGUCCAAAAGUAAAGGUGUUGUACAAUGUGGUUCAGGUUUGAUCUCGCAGAUUGAUAACUGUAGCCUGGGAGGAAUGGAAAAAUAAAUGCCUUGGUAAAGUAUAUUGCUUAGGUUGUUUUUAUUACUGUGGGUCCCUUGAAAGGCACUGAAUGUCUUCGAAACUUUUUCUUAUGAAAAGCAAUAUCUGGAAUCCGUGACUCGGCCGAUCUCUAUUGAACACACACACAAGGAUUUGUGAUCAUAAAUAUUGAACAACAUUAACGAGCGGGGGCACCAACUGGUUUUCCGACAUACCUCACACCACAAAAUAAUAGCGAAGGAUGAUCUUUUAGAGAAAUCCCACAAUCGGUGCUCAAAUUAGGCCCGAGUAUGGAUGUGUACUCUUCUUGAGACGACGACUAAGACUCUCAAGAAGUCAUUGAUUUCUCCAGUGUCAUGAAAAAGUAUUUGCUUGCUUCAGACUCCCAAGGGUUUGGUUAUGGGGUUAUUUUCUGCAAUAGUGAAAGAGCCGUUUGUCCUUAUGUGAGUCAUUGCUGCCACAUUAUAGUUACUAUGCCAAUAAUUUUACUGUACCAGAGAUGUGCAGGUGAGGAACUGCACUACAUUGAUCAAUUUAAAAAAAAAAAAAACAACAACAAUGCCCUCAAUCCACAAUAAGUGAGCUGCAAUAUAGCGAGUGAUUACUGUAUUGAAAUGGUCUGUUUUGUGUUAUAUUUGUGAUGUCUAUUGCAGAAGUAGGACGGUUGUGGCUGUUAAGAGGAUCUGAUCACAAAACUCAUGUUGUGAGUUGCAAAAUGAACAGAAUCUAAAAGCAGCUUUGAGUUAAGACGAUCUGAUCACAAAACUCAUGUGAGUUGCAAAAUGAACAGAAUCUAAAAGCAGCUUUGAGUUAAGACGAUCUGAUCACAAAACUCAUGUUGUGAGUUGCAAAAUGAACAGAAUCGAAAAGCAGCUUUGAACAGCACCAGGAAAAGAUCAUGAAAAUGUUUUGGAAAUACAGAUUGCAGAGUCUCUGACAGGAUUAAUUGUCAUUAGUUACCUUAAUUGGAUGUUAUACAA